Molecule: messenger RNA, 330 nt
Organism: Symbiodinium sp. CCMP2456
Lineage: Eukaryota; Dinophyceae; Suessiales; Symbiodiniaceae
Source: the annotation of a GenBank genome assembly
AUGAAAGACAUUGUCAUCGACGGCCACGAAAAGGCCACCUCUAAGUCGCACGCUUUGCAGAGGAUCCGCUAUUGGUGCAUCGACAAGUUCCAUGCACAUGGACAUUCGGAUGGUUGUGUCUGCUCGCCACUCGUACACAAUCGGCUGGCAACAAGACUGCGUGCCGUCAACACCUCCAUCGCGGAACAAACGUUCAAGUGGUUCCGGGGUUACGCAAGCACAUUCAACACUAUGUAUCUCUUCUACGUCUUCCUCUACGUGCAGAAGCACAAUGACCUUGUUCGCCGCGACGCCGCCACGUACAGCUCCGGAGCUGUUUGCGUGUUCUGA